This is a messenger RNA of Physcomitrium patens, 3747 nucleotides long. RefSeq lists its product as uncharacterized. NCBI's taxonomy places the organism in Eukaryota, Viridiplantae, Streptophyta, Bryopsida, Funariales, Funariaceae. The record is from RefSeq and is a predicted model, not a curated record.
GGGGAGUUGGCUGUUUCCAUCCGCACCCAAAUGUAGACCACCGCAGAAUACUAGCAUCCUCACACUCGAUGAGUGUCUAAUUUUGCAGGACGCAGUUCUCCUUUUUUUCCCCUGACCCCGUCGUUCGUUGCUUCGUGCGCUCGAUCGUAGUUUCCUUCGCUGCCUCGUCAUCAGAUGCCAAGGGGUCAUCAUGCUCUACUCCCAGGCAAGGUGUAAUUAAAGGAUGGCAUUGGGUUCGUGUGUGGGUCCCGGUUCCGUUUGAUUUUGUUCGGCUGUGGGUUUGGAGCUCCUUCCUUCUCGCUCGCCAUGCGAGUGUGGUGCAGCUUGCUAAGGGCGGGGAAAUUUGAGGAAGCCAGGAGUGAGUGUGCGUGUAUGUGUGAGAGAGAGGGAAAGAGAGUGAGACGAACUAAGGCGUGUGCGUCUUUUUGGCGGCGCUUUUGAUGAACCUGGACCACUUGCACUGGGCUCGAGAUGUGAUCCUCUUCGAGUGUCCCUAAGCACUGUAGCGCCGGCGGGUUUGUUCAUAGUCAUACACCUUGUGUUGAACCGCGAGGCCGUCGUGUGGGUUUGUUCCUGAUUGAUGGUGCUUGUUAGCACUCGAAGCAUUGUUGGAUUCUGGUGUAGAGGCGUUUGUGAUUGGGUCCCGGUGGAUAGCAGGUGAACGGUUCAGUUUGGACUUUUUUUUGGAGCGGCGCGGUGACGGUUGUUGUGUAGAUCUCUUCGUGGAUUCUUCUUUCGGUAUUGUUCUCCCCUCCCUGAUUGCGAGAGGGUGUGUUCUGUGAAAGGCUGAUGUCCCAUUCUCCAGAAGUCGUGGAUCACGUAAUGCAGUGAACAGCUUAUUUCAACUCUGAAGUGUCUUGGCCUGGACGUCGCAGACGCUUCUUUUAUCCGGCAGAGAAGGCCUAAAAUUCGGUUGUUGUUCUCAGAUCUUUCAAUGAGAGCUUUCUGGUAACUUCUUGCAUUGCUCUUUGAACGUGAUGUCCUUGGACAAUUGUGCCAGAGAAGAUUUUUGACACUGGUCUGUUGAAGGAACUUUCAAGAUCCUCACACUUCUGCUAGAACUCUAGUAAGCGGGAUUCUAGUUCGAAAGGUUUACGAACGAAUGUAUAAUCCCAACAUACAACUGGGCAUUGAAGUUUUCGAAGGAAUUACUUUUUCACUUGCAGGAAUCACCAACACUGCGUUGAACACCAGGAAGUAAGAGUGGAUGCGCUCAGUGAAGCGUCUCGGACGGUUGCGCGUGGAAGCAGUCCUCUUAUUGUGAAGGCAGCAAAUGGCUGUUACUCUUUGUCGGGUCUGAGAUAGUUCAUUGAAGCUGACCUACAAUGCCUGGCCCUUGCUUCUCAUGGGCCAAGUCCAUUUCCUUCAAAGCCAAGUCAAUAACUUUCAAGUCUGAUUCAGGCUCGGAGAUAUCCCACGAGUCUCGUUCCGGUUCAUUCUCGUCGACACCGCUCAGGGGUGAACAUUCGAAGUCCCCUCCACGCCGCUAUGGCUGUACGCAAGGUUGUACUCCUAGCAUUGCCAACUUGAAAGAAAUGCUCCAAGGCAACAGUUCGUUGCUCAGUAGCAAAUCUUCUUCACAUUCUUCCUCCUGCGCCAGCCCUCCGAAGAACGAAUCGUAUAUCCAUCAGACCAAGAAUGGGGAUUACAUGUAUCGUGCACCUCUCCAGUCGAAACCGAACAGGACCUUUCGGAAACAGAACAGCUUCGGCAGUGCACAAGAGGUAACUAGGACCUCAAGGGAGCUGGUAAACAUUGAUGUGAGUACCAAGGAGAACCUAUGUCUUGUGAAGGGGUGUUGCGAGUGCAGCAAGCAUUGCAACCCAGGGGGUGGUAGGAUUUUCCCGAGGGAUCCUCAACAUCAUGGCUCUCUUUCUCCCAAGUGCUUCUGCCCGAAAUGUGGAGAGGCGUUUUUCAAGCCUGAGGCCCUAGAGCUGCAUCAAGUCGUCCGUCAUGCUGUCUCGGAGCUUGGAAGCGGAAAUUCGUCCCUCAACGUGAUAGAGAUCAUAUUCAAGACAAGUUGGUCGGUAAAAGGGGCUCCCUGCACCAGAAUUGAGCGAAUUCUCAAGAUCGACAACACCGAAAAGCACAUCUCAGAGUUUCACAACUACCGUGAUGCUGUGAAGAAAGCAGCUGCCGACGAAGGUAUGCAGCAUGAAAGAUGUCUGGCGGACGGAAACGAACUUCUACGUUUCUACGGUUCGUCUUUCAUGUGCUGUCUGGGAAUCAACGGAUCUACCAACCUUUGCAGCAUGAGCGCAUGCAACGUUUGCAGUAUUAUUCGAUGGGGAUUUGCAGUUCGAAAGGAGAAGGGUAUCUUUACAACGGCAAGCAGCGGCAAAGCGCAUGAAAUUAUCAUGGCCGAGGAGAAAGAGAAUUGGAGAGGAAAGCAUGCAAUGCUUGUUUGCAGAGUGAUUGCCGGGAGAAUCUUUAGGUCACCAGAGAGAACUUCUAGAGUCCACCAUGCCUCAUGCCUACCUGAUGGUUACGACUCAGUUUCCCCUGGAUCGGCAACAAAUCUGGAUGAGCUCACUGUCUUCAAUCCUAAAGCUGUACUCCCAUGUUUUCUAGUUGUGUAUACGAUUUAAAGCCCUCCCUCUUCUUGGCUUUCUUUCGUGCACAGUCAGGUUUUGAGUGCUCUCGCGUCACAGUGCGACAGAGUAUGAGAUUCUAUCCCUGUCCCACGGGCUUAGGUCGGAACUUGUAAGAUAUAACUGUAGAAUUACAACAAUUGAUUCUUUAGGUGGGCGAUACAUCAAUGUGUAUACCGUGUCUACCUCAAAAAGAAAACUGAACCUGCUUGGCAAGUUCCAUGUUUUUAAAUAUGAUUAUUGUGAUAUCUUAGUGAGGUUUGCACAGGAUAGUUGCCAGCAUAAUGCCAUGGGGUAAGCAUGUUACCAGGACAUUCCUUUCUUUGUGCACUGUGUUCAUUUGUAGUUCUAGUGCGAAAGUAUAGGUUGGUACUUAGGAUUGCUUCAGCUGGCUCAUUGGAGCCUCCGGCGAUUAUGUUCCUGCAUGCAGCACAGAAUUGACUGGUUGCCAUCACAUCCUGAACAGGUCUGGUUCGAUUUAUCAAGUUGAAGGCCUCAUGAGGACGAAUGGCAAUGUGAAGCUGCACGGGCUUUACUCCUGUGUACAUCAACGUGUGCACGCCUCGCAUCGACCUUGAAAUUGCUCAGUUGGCCCGGCGCACCUCAUUUACUCGCAGUUUUGAAAUCUACAAUCUGUGCAUGAAUGGAUACUUGGUUGUGAUCACUUGAGUUUUUUGGUUCUGAUCCUGCCAGUCCCUACAGCUGGAGUUUUCAUGUCGAAAAUCCAGAGUUCUGACUUGAUUCGACAUCGGAAAAACUGCAUCUAUAACAAUGGAUGUACACCUGUCUCGAUCGGAAUGCACACCUCAACUUACUCUAGAGAACAAUUCGCAUCUGCCUCAUUGUUCACCCUCCACUUAGAACUUAACCCGAUGCUCCACUUUCGAAACUUUAGAUAAUUCGACCUAGCAAUGUCUCCCUCAACCUUCUUGUCGGAUGAAGGCAGAAUUAGCAGCAGUUUACUUGGUAAAUCUGAAUAAGUUUUGGCAUAAGAAUUGUGGAUAUUCAGUUUUGGUAGUUUAUUUUGGCGCAGGCAGGAGUGCGACUUACAAUGUCUUUGCCUUCAAUGUUGUUAACUGGGCAAUCCAUUGCGCGUGUCUUCUCGCCAAUCAUCACUCUUGAAGUUGAAGCUAGAGAAUUGGUUCCAAAAGUUUCA